Melospiza melodia melodia is the source of this 2161-nucleotide messenger RNA. It is a transcript of the gene ILRUN, whose product is annotated as inflammation and lipid regulator with UBA-like and NBR1-like domains. The transcript has 5 exons. Lineage: Eukaryota; Metazoa; Chordata; Aves; Passeriformes; Passerellidae. The record is from RefSeq and is a predicted model, not a curated record. Gene Ontology annotation, molecular function: protein binding. The coding region runs from base 40 to 915 and encodes 291 amino acids.
GGCCCCGGCCCGGCCGCGGAGCCCCCGGGACCCCCGGCCAUGGAGGGCAUGGACGUGGACCUGGACGCGGAGCUCAUGCAGAAGUUCAGCUGCCUCGGCACCACCGACAAGGACGUGCUGAUCGGCGAGUUCCAGCGCCUGCUCGGCUUCCAGCUCAGCCCCGCCGGCUGCGCCUUCUUCCUCGACAUGACCAACUGGAAUCUACAAGCUGCCAUUGGAGCCUACUAUGAUUUUGAGAGUCCAAAUAUCAAUGUCCCCUCCAUGUCAUUUGUGGAAGAUGUCACCAUAGGUGAAGGAGAGUCCAUCCCUCCUGAUACCCAGUUUACAAAAACAUGGAGGAUACAGAAUACAGGGACGGAGGCGUGGCCCCCAGGGGUUUGCCUGAAGUAUGUUGGUGGAGACCAGUUUGGGCACGUGAACAUGGUGAUGGUGAGGUCCCUGGAGCCGCAGGAGAUGGCCGAUGUCAGCGUGCAGAUGUGCAGCCCCAGCACCGCCGGAAUGUAUCAGGGACAGUGGCGGAUGUGCACUGCCACGGGACUCUACUACGGAGAUGUCAUCUGGGUGAUCCUCAGCGUGGAAGUUGGAGGACUUCUGGGUGUCACACAGCAGCUGUCAUCCUUUGAAACAGAGUUCAACACGCAGCCGCAUCGCAAGGUAGAAGGAAACUUUAACCCAUUCGCCUCUCCACAGAAGAACAGGCAACCAGAUGAAAACAACCUAAAAGACCCUGGGGGUUCCAAGCUAGGCACAAUCAGCAAAAACACAUGGGGGCCUGCUCCUGACCAAAUCGAACAAGAUCAGAAUGGACUGUCACAAAACUCUGUAAAUCUCUCCCCCAGCAGUCACUCGAACAACUUGUCGGUAGUGACGUACAGUAAGGGUUUCCACGGUCCUUAUCACUUCGGACAGUCUUAAAACACAAAAACACAAAACGGGUAUCGACAAGAGGAGAAUUUAAGAAAAAGCUGACUUUUGGGGAAGGGAGGGGGAUUCAUGUGGCAGACAGACACAGCGUGGACCCCCCUUCUCUGCCUCCGUGUUCUGGAAAAGAAGAAAAAACAAAAGCCCAGUAACUUAAGACUAGCUGUUUCCAGAGGAAAAUCCAAAACCUGAGUAUGCAUGUGUGACUGCUGGAUUUCAGAGUGGUGUAAAUGCUAUGAGGAAGAAGAGACACCAACACUAUGGGUUUUUAGAAAUCAUCUUCACGUGUAAUUAGGUAGCUUAAAAAGAAGUUUAAAAAUGAAAAUUUAAAAGCCAUCUUUAAAAAAAAGAAUAUUUUGCCUACAGAGCGGUUGUAGUUUGAGCAAAUGUUUAAUUUCUGUUUGUUUCUUGUUCUUUUUUUUUUGGUUUCUUUUUCCUAAGGGACAGCGUGCAUUUUCCCAGAAUGUCCUGGUUUGCUGCUGAACAGGACUGGCUCAGCACCUGCUGGGGUUUGUGCAGGGACUGCUUCUGUCAGGCUUUUUUAAUGCCAGGUUGGGUCUGCACCCAGCACUGCGUUUUUAACAGCAUCUGCUGGUUUUAGUUACCAACUUUUUAAUCUUUUAUUUCCUCUUUUCCUUUUGGUUUGGGUGUUGCUUUUAAGUUGUCCUGCGUGUCAUUGGGAGUCACGUUAUGGACAGGUUUCAGUAUCAGAAUUGGAGAGGGAGACACUGGGACUCCUGGAAUAACAUGGAGGGCUCGUCUCCCUUCCCUCUUGUACAUGAAGUACACAAAUACACACCCAUGUUGAUAAGAAACUGAUUUAUUCAAGUUGCUGAGCUGUCCUGUGUGGUUAGCAGUUAAAAAUCCCUUUUUGUUCACUCUCGUGUGCAGUAGCUGUGCCUGGAGCUGUGUGCCAAGAGGAAUCUCUGUAGCUGUAAUUCACCUGCUGAUAGUUGCAAAGCUUCACAGACAUCUUGUCCUUUUCAUUUGGAGUCUCCCCUCUCUCUUUCAGAGCAUAAGUUUGCAUUUGUUUCUCCUGUGCUGAGGUGGAGCUCAGAGGCUGAUCCCUGUGUUCUGGAGCACAGAGCAGGAGUUGACACCACCAGCUGGGUCCCACUGUCACCUCCUCUUCUUCUGCCUUUGUCAUCUGGGCUUGGGGCUGCACCGAGGCUGUGAGUGGGCUCACGUUAGGGGAGGGAUUGCAGAAGGUUUGGGCUGCUCUGCUGUCCCUCCAGCAUGU